AUGAACGCCUUGAAGUCUAUGUACCGCAAAUGCGUGGAUAUAGAAGAAUUGGAGAGGAUUGGUUCUCAGCGCCUGCUUCAAAGUUAUGGUGUGUGGCCGAUGGUAGAUGGUGACGACAAAUGGCGAGUUGAAGAUUUCGAUUUAACGUCAUUAAUGAUUCACGUCAGCAAAGUGAGAGGACUCAACGUUUUUGUCACCAACUAUGUAUCUCUUGACAAUAGAAACGUCUCAAGAAGACUAGUCAAGUUCGAUCAAGCGGAUCUCGGUCUGGGUGAGAACUCACGUGAAUACUACAUGGAUUCAGCAAAGUACGGCAGAAAGCUAGAAGCCUACAGACGUCUUCUCAUAGGAGAGGUAAGAUUAAUUCACGAAUAUGCUAAUCUCACGAUUAACUCUACAAAAAUCGAAAGCGAUGUGAAUGAGAUACUUGAAUUUGAAACGAAGAUUGCCAAAAUCAUGGAGGACGAAGAUAGUCGAAGAGACUGUGCUAAAAUGUACAACCUUCGGCGACUUAGUGAUAUGAAGAAGCUAACGCCCAUGAUUGACUGGUUCAGAUACUUCAAAACCAUCGCACCGAACUCUGUGCGGAAAUAUUUUGCGACCAAUCCAAAUAUUCUGAUCGUAGAAACUGACUAUAUGAGAAGGUACUGA
This is a messenger RNA of Cooperia oncophora, 651 nucleotides long. The record is from the annotation of a GenBank genome assembly. NCBI's taxonomy places the organism in Eukaryota, Metazoa, Nematoda, Chromadorea, Rhabditida, Trichostrongylidae.